AUGGAACCAUCACCCUUAACGCAGCAGACGAGACCGGAUUAUUUCCAGCCAAAAAUUGUGCAGCUCUAUCAGGAUCUAUUCAAUAUCAGAGAUCAUGUUCCCCCUUCCGAAGGCUUCUGGCGCGAAUUCUUUUUGCUACCGCCAGACAAAACCCAGUUCCGUCGGGUCUUGGAGCCCCUGACUGCAGAUGAUAUCCUCCAUGUACAAGAGCGGACGCAAUUAUUCUUCAUUCGUGCCAUAGAAGAAAUACGCAGUGAAACCACACCGCGGAAUCAGCAUGCUCUCGAGAACUUGACUGCUUUUCUAGGUGGCGUGUUGAGCAAGAAAUACACCAACCCUAGCUCCGAUGCCAUUGCCGUGCUGGCCGGCCUAGACGGGGUGGACAGGAGAGUGUCUGAUCUGGUCAGUGGCAUUGAUGAUCUCGUUCGGAAUGGAGACAACAUUCAGCUUCGUGGGAAAGCAAUCGAAACAGCAUUGGCUCUUGCAGCUGGAGCAUAUCAGACUGGAUUGAUCUCCUACCUCACCCACCGAGAUCUCUUUCCAGCGUUGAUGAAGUAUGUCAGAGACUGCGAUGAGCCCUCAUAUUGCUUUCAGCCCCUGCUUCUAUUGGGGCUGCUGGGCAAUUACAAUAAGUUCGAAUUUCAGAACCCAUACCAAAACCGCCUGGAAGAUUUUGUUAACGAGAAGACCAUUCAAUCUAUAGUCCGUGGUAUUACCCACGCUUGCGCUUUGAGUCGAGACAGCUACAUAGCGGUACAUGAUGAUGCACCAGAAGGUUGGAAUCUCAACAGUGCGCUCGUCUAUGUCGGGCUUCGGGCAUUGGCUCCAGAAGCGAAAAGGAAAAAAGCUCCACAAACCGAAGAAGAGGCCAAAGAACUUUUUGAUGCCCUUCCACCUACCGAAGCCUCAAUAUCUCUACCGGCGUACUCAUUUGUCUAUGCCAACAAGCUCUUCGCUUCGACGUUGGCUUCUUUGUCUCGCCACAAUUCAACGGAGACACCAUUUGCUGUAUUUCUAUCAUUCAUCUCAUAUCUAUCCCAUCACGCACAUCGAUCACAGAGAUGUCUGCAUUAUACUUUGCUGAAUAUGCUUACUAUCCAAACUCUGGUCGAAGAUACCGUCUUGGUCAAACGGCUCUCUUCUGACGAGUUCAAGACAGCCGUUCGUCUUUGCCGUCAAAGACCUCCCCACCCGCCCUUGGUUACCGCCGAGCGGGUUCCAGCCUCAGUCAUCCUCGAUAUCUGUACCGAUACCAUCAGCCAUAACCUUCGCCGCCGCCUAGACGUCUCUCUUUAUUCAGUAACUCUUGGCAUCAUCCUUCGAUUGACCACACAUCUCAGCCGCAACAAAUUACGUCUUGCCCACCAUUGGUCUCACAUUUGGGGGACCCUCUUCUCUUCCCUCCGUUUCCUCACGCAAUAUUCCACCGACUUGAGCAACAUCCACAACAUCCGCCACGAAGUCUGCACACCUCUCUGCGAUCUGAUCGCCUUCUGCCUAUCCACCGGUGACGCUUUUCUCCCCAACCUUUCUGACUACGACGACCUGUUCUACAAACUCAUCGAGACAGGCUCUCCUCUUCUCACCAAAUUCCGAGACGCCUACUAUGAUUCUGUCACGUCAACCUCAAAACCCGUCCCUACCUCCACCAUCACUCCUUCCACCACCACCACCACCACCACCACCACCACCACCACAUCAUCAUUGCACCAUACCCAGGACUCCGCAAUCAAAAUCCUCAUUUCAGUAUCAACCCACUACCACGACCUGCUCCAAGCCCAGCAUGCCGCCAGCAAGAAAGCACACCAGUCGCCCACCGCAGUCCAAAAAGUCAUCAAGCAAGGCUACGAGACGCUGAACAUCGAAGCCAGCGAGGACUUGGGGAAAUGGGAGAAGUGGCGCGAAGGGAGUGGGAUUUGGAGAGGCGAGCUGAAGAGGAUUGUUCGCACCGUGGUGGCCGAUGCAAGGAAGGUCGUAGGUGGGAGUUAA
Messenger RNA from Endocarpon pusillum Z07020, 1989 nucleotides. RefSeq lists its product as uncharacterized. Gene Ontology annotation, biological process: regulation of Golgi organization. Gene Ontology annotation, cellular component: cytosol. The transcript has 6 exons. Lineage: Eukaryota; Fungi; Ascomycota; Eurotiomycetes; Verrucariales; Verrucariaceae. The coding region runs from base 1 to 1989 and encodes 662 amino acids. The record is from RefSeq and is a predicted model, not a curated record.